AUGCGUUGUGUAUGUUGCGGAAAAUUUUCUGCGCACAAUUAUGUAAGAUUAUUUGGCGAAACUGCAAUAAAGGAAAACAUUAAGGAGGCGAUAGAAAAAUACGGUGGAAUCACAGUUAGUCAGGACGUUGUUGCUAAAUCCUCUGCUUGUGUGUGCAAGUCAUGCUUUAUUCUUGCGAAGGGAAUAAAUGACAGAGUCAAAAAACUGUCGCUAUUAUGCCGGGCUGCCGGAAAAUCCUCUAAUCAAAUCACUGAUGCAACUGCUGGUAAACGUACGUAUCAGCAACAAAAAAGCCCAUCAGAUAAAACAUUUUCACCAUCUGUGUUCCUCAAUAGACCAAAACGUAUAGCUAUUAGACCGUCAAUUUCAGCUGCACGCAAUCCUGUCGAUGCAGAAACAUCAGAAUGUCGCGGAUCCUUGUUGGAUAGAUUCACAGCUACUGCCGCCACAGAUACAUCGGCAUCUGCAUCAGCACGUAAAAAAGAAACUCGAAGCCAUGAAAUCCUUCGAAACGCAGGAUUACGUAGCGCCAAGCCCAAGGUAAAAUAA
Molecule: messenger RNA, 549 nt
Organism: Paramuricea clavata
Lineage: Eukaryota; Metazoa; Cnidaria; Anthozoa; Malacalcyonacea; Plexauridae
Source: the annotation of a GenBank genome assembly